AUGCAGAAGCUGGAAGCGUCCCAAGCACGCAUGGACGAAGACGAGCGCACGCGCGGCGCUCACGAGAGCGAGCUGUUCCGAUCAGAGCUCGGGGAGGACUUCGCAGGGCGAUUCCACGGCGGAGCAAUGGAGCUUGAGGACUUGCACGAUCGGCAGCCUCAGCAGCAACUGCGGCGUGCACCAGCGCGGCUCGAAGACCUACGGAUGCGAGCGGGAGAGCAGCUGCAGCAGCGUGCUUAUCCGUUGCCUCAGCCGCCUGCCUCAUUGCCGCCAUACCAGCUGCCACCAAUGCCUUAG
Peronospora matthiolae is the source of this 297-nucleotide messenger RNA. NCBI's taxonomy places the organism in Eukaryota, Oomycota, Peronosporomycetes, Peronosporales, Peronosporaceae. The record is from the annotation of a GenBank genome assembly.